CCUGGUUGUGUUUGAGUAGGUCAAGUAGCAGGACUUGUUGCGACUUUCGACUAAGAAGCUUGUUGUCGAUAGGUGUUAUACUCUUAAAAGCUAAGUACUAAAUGGCCUAUGAAACGAUAUAUUCGAAUCGAGAUAGUGGACGGGACUAUCGUAACGGUUCUCGCCAUGCUGAACAUGCAUAUGAAAAUUCCGUUUCAAGAAAACGUUAUCGGGAUGUUCCAUUCCAGUCACGAAUGCCUUUCGAAAAUGAUUUAAAAGAUAGGGAAUAUGACUACUACAAUCCAAACAAGGAAUAUGUUUCCCCCAGUAAAGAACUUCGACGUAGUAAACAUGAUGUAGAGAAGUUUCGCCAAGACCCGCGGUACAGUCGUGAUUCAAACACUAGUCCUGUUCCGAAAAAACGUAGUAAAAUGGACAGUCGAGUCGAAUCAUCUCCUCCCAAACCAUCUCGUGUACUUGGUGCUUUUGGAUUGUCUAUGCGUACCGAGGAACGGCAUUUGUAUGACAUAAUGAAAAAGUACGGCGAAAUAGAGGAGAUAAAACUUGUUCAAGAUAAUUUAUCUGGGCGUUCACGUGGUUUCGCGUUUAUAUAUUUUCGGUCUAUUGAAUGUGCUCGUUCAGCGCGCGCUGCAUGCGCUCGAGGUUUGGAACUACAUGAUCGUAUUGUUCGCAUUGAUUACAGCUACACUGAGCGACCACACAAUCCUACACCUGGAAUAUAUAUGGGCAAAGAAAAACGGUAAAUUUUCAUAGUACAAUAAGGAUGGCUUAAAUAUUAUUCAUGCAUAUAUUGUAAUCUGUGGUUUGCGUAUUCUUUGUGUUGUCGUACAUUUGCACCCCGUUUCAAUUAUGUGCUUCUCUAGCUUUCUUGUUCACUGAUAUUGAUAAUAACUAAAAACCGGGAUUUGGUUUCAGCUUUGGAUAUGAAAAUAACUUCAGCUAAUCUACAGUUGUCCAUCUGUUCGUAAAUGAAAUACCUAUCUUUCUAUAUAUAAAGAGUGUUUAUGUUUGUUUCUUCAUACAUUUUGAAGAUACAUAAGGAGUACUGUACUCAUACUGAUGGUUUAUUAAAAAAUACUCAACACCAGACAGAGAACCUGGAAAUAUCUAGAUGAAGAUUACUGAAUAAAAGAUGCAAAAACUAUUUCUAACGGAUUCAUCUUGUUCUUGAACAUCGUCUCAUCAUAUCCAGUUUGUUGUUACUGUGUAUCUAAUGUCCUUUACAAAUUUCAGAACAGUGUUAUCAAGAAACUACAUGUAGAGGAAAAAGUUAAAAUUCCAACACAGUUCAUCUACUCAACACUCCACAAUAACCUUACAAAAAGGGAAAAUAAAUUCAAAAACAUAAUCAUUCGAAUAGGACACAAGAAAUGUCAUCUCUCUGUGUGUUAAGAAGAUUUACUCAUAAGAAAACAAUGUAAUGACACCCCAUUGAUACUAAGACCGGGAAAUACUGAAUGGAAUUCUUGUCAAUAAUUUUUGUUGACGAAAUAUUUUUUCAUUGAUUGAUUUCCAAUAUCUCAACAAAUUCCCACGGAAGACUCAAAUUUCCAUAUAUAAAUUUAUGAUCAACAACCAUUGACUUCAUGUCUUGGUGGUUAUAAUGAAUACAUUUUUCCUAAUGACCUAAUCACACUAGUCAAAAUCUUAUGUACAGAUUACUUAACCAACAUUUAUGUUGACUAGUUUAAAUUUAUUUCAAAACAUUUAAAUUAAAAUAGCAAGAUUUGUGAAACUUUUCGUGUAUUUGUGUAUGUAUACAAGACAAUAGUGCGACAACCUAAGUCAGCCAGCCAUAAUCACUGUUAAACUUGUCAGACUUUUGAAUCUAUGUAGGUUGCCAUAACAUGGCUUUUAAAUGAGUGGGAUGGAUAAGGCAUGGUGUCAUAUUAAACUCAAUAAUAUGUAUGCUAAUCUACUCUAUUUUAUUGUAAAUUUCCAUUUUGUUAACCUCCAUCUGCGUAAAACGUUUCAGAUGAGAGAGAAAACUUACGCAUUGUAUCUAAGGCAUCUUACUUUUUAUUUAUGAAUUAAUUUCAUAAUGAAUCUAGAUGAAUUCCAACCAGAUAUGAAUGUUAAAUGGGAAUGCAAGAACUCUUAAAACACCACAAUUGAUUUUUACAUAAUUUUUAUGAAAUACUGAUGAGUCCAAACCAAUAAAUUAUUUAUAAGUUUACUCACUAUAUUUUAACAAUUUUUGCAAGAUUGUUUACAAAUCAAAGAAUACAAAAUAAUUUUUCGCUUUUAGAAUGAUUACUGUGAGAAUGGUUAACAAGCUGAAUACAUAAAAUAUAAAACGUCUAAAUCAUCUCAUUUGGUAAACAUCAACUCUAUGUAGAAGUUGAUAUUCUUGUAUACUAUGGAAUAGCUGUGUCUGUCAGUCAUAAUUAAUGUAGAGUCGGGCAAAAAUGUAGAUUGAAGCAGAAAUUAACAAGCUAAAUGGCAAAAGAACCAUAAUCACUUAGUAGCAAUGGUAAUGCGAAAAACUAAAUGUCGAGAAUACGAUAUAAAAUGACAAAAUGGAAAGGUAUAUAUGAAGCAACACUGGGACUCAAUAGUAACAAAAAACAAAAUGAACGCAUCUGAGUCACGUCGCACAAAGUCCUCAAUAAUCAGUAGUCAAAGUAAAGAGAUACUAAACUUCUGCAUACAACUCAAUGCUACGUAAAACUAUCUAUCUUACAACUAGUCUUCAAAUUUUCGGUCGGUGUCGUGGCACGAAGUCAAGCAUGUGACUAACAAUAUCACAUCAAGCAUCCCUUCUGAUAUCUUCAAUACUUAGUUAACAUCUCGUUCCUGCAUGUUCCAUGUACUUAGUAUACAACCUAUGAUACAGUUACCGAAUAAUGGAUUAUGUUUCGUUCUCAAUAAGUGUACAUAUGGCAGUUUCCUACUUCAACAUUCACCAAAAGGAAAGACGCUAUACCUCAUGUGGAGUUUUGACAUGCUCUGAUUGGACGUAAAAAGCCAAAUUUAAAUAUCCAGAGGAUAGCAAAUCUUACCUCAACAAUUAUUUUAAGUGUAAAGGCCAACUUUCUAAUUUAUAACAUACGACUGAGGAAAAUGCAAGAUCAAAUCAAGAGGAUCUUACAGAUGCCAGUUUGAUGACAACAUAUACAACUCAAAAUUUCAGAAUCCAAUAGUUACUCAACAUAAACAAAAUGAAACUGGAUCCUAUAUGCAACAUUUUCAACAUGUUUUCAGUUCUAUCGUCCAAAACUUAAACAAGACAAAACACUGAAUUUCUGCUGUACAUUAGCGUUAACAUUAUGUUUCAUGGUUUUUCGCGCUGAUAAUGUUUUUAUAUCUCAGCGAACGUGAAUUUUCAUUCAUAACUAAGACUAUUUCAUCUCAUCGUUAUUGUAGUUAUCAAGCAGUUGAAAAAACUUUCUGCAGUUUUACUAAAUAUGCUUUGGAUUUGGAAAAUAAUUAUUAGAAGCUGUUGUCACUGAAUCAUCUUUUCAUUGCCUAUAAAUCGUUCGCGAAUUCAAGAGUGUGACUUGGAAGUGUUCUAUAAUUGACAGCAGCGAUAAGAAAGCAAUUCUUUCAUCUUGCGAUAUUAUUACAUCAGUUUCGUAACUACAGAUCUUAAGCAUUGUUCUUGUGCGGAAUUUCGAAUCAUCUAGCAUAAAAAGUACUCUUAAAGAAACCUGAUUUUUUUCAAAGCUUCCUACCUGAUAGGGAAUUCAACAUGAAAAUAACUUUCAUCACGCUAAAAAAUGAACACAUUGCCAUUAUUUAGUUAAUAUUAGGCUGAUAUCAUUGUUCGUCUAGUAUUUGCGUUUAUGUUCCUGUACUAAGUUUCCAGUGUGCACCAGACAACUAUUAUCAGCUUGAAUUUAACGGGAAUCAAACUCCUCAUUCAGUGGUUAGUAACAUACUGUCUAGAUUAUUGAUCCAUGGUUUCAUUAAGGUAGUUAGAAUUUAUUAAAAAUUUACAUCACGCACAUGAACCCAUAAAACUUAUGAGCUAUAGAUAAACAUUUUUUAGGUCCAGUUACUGAAAUCCAGUAGUGUCAGUUUUCUCAGUAUUCUCGUUUUGUAUUACAUACUUCUUGUACAAAAGUGACAUCUGUGCAUAACACGGUACAGUUUAGUCAUAUUUACUAUCGAGUUUGUAUGAUUGGUUUUAGAAACUAAAUUUUUAAGACCAUGUGUAUUCGUUUUUCCUAAUCUCUGAAUUGCCUGUCUCAGUCAUUUUAAACAUUACAAGUCUAGAAUUUUUCUAUAUUUGGGACAUAUCGACGCAAGUAUUCUGAAAUUAUUCUUUUAGACUAAAUCAUGGUGAAUCUGGACGCCGGUCGAACUUUGCAGAGCACCAGAGAUCCACGUACGGGGAUAGAAAUUCCAGACCACGUCCUUCUCAAAGAAUAUCUCGACGUCCAACAGGUGAGCGACCCGAUCGUUACCAUCAGUCUCCAGAGGAAAACAGCCGACCUCGUAAUUCGUUAGCAUACAAUUCAAAUAGCCGUAGUCGCAUAGUGAGAACAAACAAUGGUGUCCAACAAAGUCGUUCUCGUCAACCACGUUCUGAUGUGAUGCGUAAUGCAUAUAACAUGCGACGCCAACCUAAAAAUGAGUAUGCGUCAAUGAACUACAGCUCUACAACACACUGAUAACAAAAUGCAUUUCAGUUUAUACCACUGUAUCUUUAAAAAAAUAGACUUAUUGUAUUUACCUGAAAACUGGCUGAAUAUCACUACUACUUUCCAUUAUGUUGUUGGUUUUCAGUUAAUUUAAUUGUGUAAUUCAAUUUCAUUGGGACAGUAAACGUGUACAUCGUCUUUCAUUCUCUAAGAACUGUUUUACGCGUUAGCUACAGAGCUUACUACGUUAAUGAAGAACAAGAGUAGUUCAAUAUCAAGUAUCUAAUCAAAUGAAGUUGAGCUUUGUCCUCUUUUCUCACUACUUUUAAUGAGUAGUCUGUUGGAAACACGAGUAAAAUGGUAUUGUUAGAAUAAAUUGAUUAAUCUCAUGAAAUUUCCUAGAUGUACAUUGGAGAGUGGGAUUUGGAUUUUUACGUGUUACUGAGAAAGCAAAUAACACUGGAUUCAUGGAUAUAUCGAUAUAAUAAAAUUGCAUGAACGAUGAAUAAAGAUGGUGUGGAAUAUUCGGAAAAAUUCCAGUUUUUCCGCCUACAGGUUCUUCACUAACAUAGUGUGCUCUUAGAAUUUGUCCUCUGUUUAAGAUAAUCAUCGAUCCCACUCCAAAUAUUACCGUGUAACUAUUCUUACGGCUGCUUUUCAUAUGCAGUACUGUAUACCGGUUUUUUGCAUAACUGCGUCUUCACGUUUAUUUGUUUCCCAGUGUUUUCUGGAUUGUAUUGUGCUUCUCAAGUAUAGUUAUCCAUGAAUAUUGCCUAACAUCUAUCUAAGUUGAACUUAAAUAAAAUUAAUUUUUUAGAAAUCUUAAUCCCUUAUGUGCUUUCAAUGGCACUUUUCCAUCAGAUGUGUUACCUUACACAUGCUACAGUCGUUCUUAAAUUACUCACAUCAAUAAAAUAUUAGGACUGUUAAUUUAGUACUCUUCUUCAAGACAAACGGACAUUCAACAAGAAUAAUCUAUCACAAAAAACAUAAUAAUCAAAAUUGUUACUAAACUUCAAGAAAUUGAAUAAAUCAUAAGUUUGGAAUACUAUCUGCAUGUUUUUCGGGAUUUAUAUUGAUGAAUUUAUGUUUGCGUGUGUCAGCUUUCAUGGAUUAUCACUAUACCAAAUUGUUUUCAUCCUUAAGGAUCGAGUUUUCCAUCGAAAGAUUACCAAAGUUCUACCAGUAGUAUAAGCCUCAUAGCGUGGAAACUAGUAUAUUUCAACCUUCGAUUAUUGGAGUUUCUUGGUACACAUUCCCGUCAAUUGACUUUAAAAGCACUCAUAACUGGUUUUCGUUGUUAAAUAUUCUCUAAAAAUGAUUCAGCUAAAGAAGUUGGUAACGGAUUCUGCAUUAAAAUAAAGGUUUUUUAAAGAAUGGGGCUUGUUUUAAUCGCAGCAAUAUUGUACCUCAGAUCAAUCCAUCGAACUGCAAUCACAACGACAAUUACCCAAAUCAUUGCUUUCCACAACAAUAAUACUACUACUAUUAAAAUUAAAGGAUUAUGCACAUAGUAAAAUGGUGAAUUGCAGUAGCACAUUUUUGAAUUCUCGGGACUUUUGCUAGAGUAAAAGAAUGUAAUCCUUGAAAAUCCUAAAACAAAACAAUUAAUAAACUGGGUUAACUUUCAUAACUGCCGGCGAAAGUCAUAUUUAUUGCUUGUGUUGAAUAUUGAGAUUAGUUUGGAAUUUGUGCAAACCUUUAAGUUGGUUAGCAUUCUCUUUGUAAAUAUCCUCUGAAUAUUUGUUGACGAUUCUCCGUCAUUAUUUUAUUGUAAAUAUCAGUUUAAAAAUUUCAUAGACAUCAACCGUGAUAAAAAGCAUUUAAUUAGUUCAGAUGCGUAUAUUUUGAAACGGGCAACUCCAACUGAGUCCUUUCUUAUUUUGGUGUUACUUUUGUUCAUGUCUGAUUCUUCGAUAUCUUAGCAAACCUUUGGAGUGAUGUGAACGCUUUCUACUUCUUACCAUUUAGCAAAAAUUAUUUCUGCAACAACUCUUGUAUUUAUUAAUAACGACUUAAAAUCACUAUAACUUUAUUGUCAACCCCCCUCCAACAGUCACGUUUAUUGCAUUUGAUGUAACAAACUACUGGAUUCCUACAGUCUAUGGAUAGUUUUCGAAUGUAUAUCACUUUUUAAUGCAUCGUGUGCAGCUUUCCGGUGUUAACAUUUUCAAGACUUGUCCGAAAAUAAAUCAUAUUUAACUACUUUUUUGUAACCACAUUUUGUCUAGCCUUCAAGUUGUGAAAACAUAUCUUAUUGACUUAGUAUCAAAAGCGUGAUUAUCUUACAAAGUGAGGAUUGAUAGAACCGAGAUUCGGCGCAGCUGAUUGCAAAUGUGUAAACAAAACCCAGAAAUUGGUUUCGUUCAAUUUACUUGCUAGCCAACUACCUACAUGUUAACUUCAUUUUAAUAAUGCUUGUGGGCGUCUUUAAACUUGAUUGUUUUAAGGGUUGGUGCGAAGUUAUGUCGGUGUGUUGUCAAUUUAAUCGAUCUGCUAUAAUCGAAUUUCAAGCUGGAGUACACCAGAGAUUGUAGAGAACAAUUUUUCCCUUGUCAAAAAUUCUCAAAAUUCCAAUAUUUAUUUAGAAGAAUCAAUGGGCAAAAACGUGAAGGAUUCAGUCAGUUAAUUCUGUGAGAAGCUAAAUAAAGCUGAAAGGUUGUUAAGUCUAAUAUCCUGGAGUUGUAUUUUAUUUAAAUGUAAGUCAGCCAAUUUUACUUCAGUCCCGACAGAAUGUAAACGAGUUUACAGGAAUUUGCCGAUGUUUGCUUGCCAUAAACACAAUGUCAUGCGUGUAUGCGAUCGUGGAAUCUUGCUUCGUAAAUGUAAAUGAUUUGAUCUCAAGAGUCAUGUAAGGAAAAAAUGUUCUAUUAUGAAACAUAAACUGAAAUGUAAUAUGUUUGGUCGACUUAAUGUUGAUUAAUCGUAGCUUACUUCCUGUUAAAUGAUUAAUCUUAAGUGGGAAGCCUUGGAGUCUUCAAAGUCCGUACGGUAUUGAUAGAUUUAAUUGUUUGUUUACAUGGAUUGUUAUAGUAAUUAAGUGUCACUAGACAAGGAUAAAUUAAAUAGUGCUGAAUCGUAUUGAUAACCCCUUCAUGUUAUUGGUGUAAAUGUUUAUUUUGAACAACCGGGUAACAUGUAUCCAGAAGAAUAGCUGCUGUAAUCAACUUCGGUUUAAUGAAAACCAAGUGGAAAAGUUGUUACUCUGACAUCUACUAAAUAACCGUUGUAUAUAAAUCCAUCGUGCUAAAUAACUUUUAAUUGACCAGAUAUCUUGCAACUGCUUAAUCGAAUGAAUACUACACUUAUUUAAUUUGAAUUGUACUUAUUUAGUUACCAUCAUCAGCCUGCAUGACCGGUCACUAUACUUAGUACUAUGAAUAAUUCGUUUAGUUAACGUCUGCCACUAAAUUUGUUACUUAUUCGCCACUUAAAUGUUGAGUCUAAUUCUGUUGAUAAAGUUAUUGGGGUAAUAUAUAAAUGAUUCUAAAAGGAAUUUUGAUAAUCAUUAACAAUUUACCCUUAACUAACCCCAUUAAUUAUGUCGACAGUAUGUUCUAGUGAAGUUCCUAUAUUUGAAAUUCGUUGUACUAUCACUGUCAGCGUUUGGAAUAUGAAGAAAUUGAAAUUUUGAACAACUGAGUUGAUCACAAAUUAAAUAUGUUAAUCAUUGUUUAUUUAUUCUUAGUUUUAUGAAAAAUUUCCUUGUUAGUAAACGCUUUCAAAAAAAGUUUGUUUCCCAUAUUUCCACUUGUUUUUAUAAUCCAUUUAGUGUAUCUGCUAAAACCUUGGUUUUAUCUUGAUAUUAUGAAUGAUCAACUGCGAAAUAUUAUUUCUCCUUGUUAUUUUUUUGAAAAUACAUAAUUUUUUCAGAGGAUUCGUUUGUUUUGAAAUUCCAGUUGAUGUUUCUCUUGGAGUCUGGUUAUCGCCUAACUCGAUUAUAUAAGUCUAAAAUUCGAUUUAGACACAUCGAUUGUGUAAACUAGGAGAAAGAAUUAUUGCCAGUACUUUGAUUAGUACAUGUCCUCUGUAUGAAACACAUUUAAGAUCCAAUUUAACCUACAAUUUUACUUAUAUUCGCUCACAUAUGCUUCAGUGUCGGACAUCAUUUCUUGAAAUACAACUUAUACGGAUUAGGGCUUCAGUCAAAUCAAAUUGUCCACUAACAAAUUUGUUGACUAAUUGAUCUCAAAUCUCUACUUUUGCAAGUCAGAUUCCGAAAUGUAAGUAAACCUUUAUUGUAUUACAGGUGAUUGGUUUAGAUUCCAUGUUAAUGGGAUUUAAACUGGACGAAUAAUGCGAUUUGGUUGUCUCAACUUAGUUGCCGUAAUUUUAUUGUUUCACUAUAAUCAAAUAAACAAUUCAUUGAUGAAACCUGCUAAAAAGGAGUGUAUGACAAAGCAAUUUUGUUGUACGUACCCGCCUACGCGAUAUAGUUCUAUUUGAAUUUUCCUGUUGAUAUUUUCGACUGAAAUGUGAUCAGUCUUGGUUAGUAUAUGGGCAUCCUGUACGGAUUGCCUCGACACAGCCAUUAUGUCACAAGUUGAUAUUGAACAGGUGGGAUUUGGGUGGCAGUGAAAUGCAGGACUCGUGGUUUUUCCUACUUGGGACUCGUCAUCUGGAUAUGCUAUUAGAUGCAGGUACACCCGGCUGACGAGUCCUAAAUAAGAUGAAAUUCGUGUCCUGGGUCCCACUGCUACACACAUUUCAUUUAUUGUAUGUUUACGAGGUAGUUUUGUUAGGUUAUUCAAAGUCGAGCAUCUUAAAUAAUGUAUUAGGGACUUACUCAAUGUUAAUGUUAUACUGUAGGCUGAACUAACAGUACUUAGAAUCUUCAUAAAGUUGCAGAUAUUAUCAUAGAUUUACCUCGACAGGCAUAAAAAUAGGAAGUAUGCAUUUCACAAAUCGAAUAAUCAAAGAUCAAACAUAUUGGCAUGAAUUGUACUCUAGUAAGUAAUUAUCUGUUUAGCAAUUUAUAAAUAUUUUUCUACCUAUACAGGAUUUUAUUUAAACUACAUCUACAUAUCAAGAGUAAUGGUGAAGGUGGUGUAUGCAUUGUUUUUAACGGUUUGUAUACUGUUCGCAGUGUUUAAUGUAAGUUAUUGAUUAAAUUAUUAAGUAACUUCGGUUAUGCAUGAGGUUCUUCCAGGCUUUAGUAAUUGACAAGUGGUAUCUUGAAGUGUUGCUCACUUGUCAUUAUCUGACAAGGUGUAAUAUUGUUGAUACAACUUUCAUGGAUCAAAGUUUUGAAAGGAGUCCUAAGCACCUUAGUGAUUGCGCUUAACCAACAGGCACUAAUUUUGAAUUUCACGUCGUUAAUUCAAAACAAGAUUUCCUACUAGAAGGUUUGACAAUUAACGGAUAUAGUAAUGAUGAAAUAAUCAAAUUAUGAGUUUAUAUAAAAAUGAAGUUGGUGCAUGUUUGAUGAUAAAGUAGACCAAGUAAUAUGGCAUCAGGAGUGCAACAAACAAAGAGUCAUAAGUUUCAUCAAAUAAAUAACAAACGUGUUUAUGACGUGUCAAGUAAAUGUGAUGAAUUCUCUUCAGUCCCGUGAUAAAUAGCGGUAUAAUGAACUUUGGUAAUUUUCAUGAAUAGACUAAUAUCUCGUCGAUUUAAAUAUUCGUGGAUAUCAUGUAAAAGGUGAAGAAACUAGUUGAUGCUAAUGAUCUUCAUCAAUAUGCAAAAGAUUUUGCGGGAUAUUUGCCAUCCAAGUUUAUGAUUUUCCAUCAAACUAACCGGUAUUACAGUGCGCGUUCAACUUUCAAGGUGUUUUGAUUUGUUGGGUUUAUAAUUCAUUUUAACCAGUGUAUACUAUUCUUAGUGUAAUUCUUAUCAAAGUAUGAUUCAAUUUUUUGAAUUAGCCACUCUAGUCAUUCAUUUCUUAAAGCACAGAAAAUCCGUCUAAAUAACAAUUCUAUUGCCAAGCACGUUUAACUUUACUGUUUUUCUAACGCGUUACCAGAGUACAACAUGGUAUUCAAUCAUUUCGUAGAAAUGGUGCUUUUAUUUUGUAUAGUUUAUUAUCUAUUGUCUAUACGCUUAACAUCUGAAUUAGAUUUCAGUCGAAAAUUGCCAAAAUAUGAUUAAUAUGAUCUACUUACCCUUAGUCAAUCUUUAUAAGUAGUAGUCUGUGUUCAUUCUGAAGAAAACAUAAGUUUUAUUGGCAAGUUAGUCAUCGCAUAUCAUCAGCUGCACAUUCUUAUUUAGUCAGUGAAACAAACUUUUUAAUUCUAAUACUUUGCUUAUAGUUACGAUAUAAUCUGUCCAGUAAAAACACAUCAACUAUUUCGUUAUUCUGUGUAAAAAUGUGUUCAAAAUUCCAAUGUUUUUUUUCCAUAUAUUCUUACAUAAAAUCUUCUAUGUCCCGUCAAAUGUCACGUGACUGAAUCACCAAUUAGAACACCGAUUUAUGUAGAUUUGGCACUGUGCCAAACCAGUGACGCAUUAACCAGCACGAGCAGCCUAGAGUCAACUCUAAGUCUUUACUGGUUCCCCUUGCCGUGUCUGUUGAGUCCAGAACACAAUCUCAGCUCAUACCAUAAGUCAUAUAUUUCAGACAUACUUGGCUUAUAUACAACAAAAUCAGACCGCAACAUACCACACAAUAGAAAAUAACAAUCAUUCAAGUUCAAGCCAAAGGUGGCUAUGAGUGGGAAAUACUGCAAUCAAUAGAUUAUGGGCAACUUAAGAAUAGUAAAUCGUGCAACAGUAGCCAAUAGGUCAAUUGAAAGCUUAUAAUAAGAGACAUAAUCUAGUUAAUUAAUAGUUAUACAGUAAGAAUAUACAUAUGAUAACAGUCUUUAAAUCGUUCCCAAAAUCAUGUAAAUGUCUUCCGUAGUCAAACUACACAUAAUUUAAACUGGAUAACAAAUAGCUAUACUUUUCUGUCCUAUAUUUUAUCCAUUACUAUAAGUCUACAAUAAAAACAAAUGACAAUAAUUCAUUUGAUCAUCAAUUAACACUCAUUAACUAACCAUCUUUAUUCAAUUCAUCAUACAAAAUAUAUCCUGUAUUUUAAUUUGUUCACAG
Molecule: messenger RNA, 11615 nt
Organism: Schistosoma haematobium
Lineage: Eukaryota; Metazoa; Platyhelminthes; Trematoda; Strigeidida; Schistosomatidae
Product: transformer 2 beta
Exons: 4
Coding region: 102-743 (213 amino acids)
Biological process (GO): positive regulation of mRNA splicing, via spliceosome
Cellular component (GO): spliceosomal complex
Molecular function (GO): RNA binding
Source: RefSeq, a predicted model, not a curated record